UGUUGCUGCUCGAGGCUCGUGUUAUCAGGCUGCCUGCCUUACUACGUGUGUAUGUAGCUUUUGUGGAUAUUGGAAAUGGUGAUAAGAGUUACAAAUUAUGGCUAGCUCCACACUAGGCUGGAUGGCUGGGCCCGCUCUCUCUUCACUGAUUCCCAAAAAUUUCUAGACGAUAGACGUUUUUACUUGGACUUGGCGGGAGCUUUUCUUCUGACUGAGUCUUUAUAUAAAUCCCGUCGCUGGGGAAUUUCGAAACUUAGUGUACUACUGCAUUCUGACUUCGCCGGCUGGGGGAACUCACGCGUUUCUUCGAUAGAAUCUUUAUUUAGAAUUAUUGUCUAAGUGGACACAGCGUGUAUCUUUUAUCUUUUCGAAGCGGUCUUGGCGGCUAAUAGUUACGCGAAUGUUUGUGCUUUUUGAUCGGUUAUUUUUGCCACCUGUUUUGAAGUGAUACUUGUGGUUGAAGAGUGAUUGUGCUUCACGGAGUAGUGAACUCGCGUGCAGGACACUAACAAGAGUGAAUAAACUCGUGAAGAAUUUCACGCGUGAUGAGUAACAACUUUAAGAAUUUAUUAGUCAAUAAUCAAUCGCGGAUUGUGAAGAGUUACGUGCCUUAUAGAGACUUUGCCAAGGCUCGGAAGAAAGAGUUUAUGAUUUUUGUGUCUCUUUGAGGAUUUUGGUACUUUUCAGUGGAUUAAACCGAAAAUCAUUUAUAGUCUCUCACAAUGGUCAGCGGAAGUGGCGAGACUUUGAGCUUCAAUCCAAAUGAUCCUAUAGUGCGUCAUAUGCUAAAGGUACGAGCCCAGCAUGCCGAACAGCAGCAGAAGGAUUAUUCGCACGUAUUCAGGCCUAAAUCAAUAUUAGACCUCAUACGAUUAUCCUGUAUUAUUCUGGGCGUGGAGUUGACUUAUGCUGCUGAAACAUCAUUCGUUUCACCAGUUCUUCUGCAAAUGGGUGUUGAGCAUCAACACAUGACAAUGGUAUGGUCCUUGGCACCUGUCCUUGGAUUUUUCUUGGCGCCCUUGCUAGGAUCCAUAAGUGACCGCUGUCGAUGGACGUUGGGAAGGCGACGUCCGAUGAUCAUUGCAUUGUGUGUGGGAAUAUUUAUUGGUCUAUUAUUUAUUCCCUAUGGGAAAGAUAUUGGAAUCUUUCUUGGCGACAGUGAAGAUAUGUUGAUUAUAGCGAAUUCUUCAAACGUUAACGAAACGACAACCAUCCCAUCCCCUGAAGUUACUGGCACUGCGAAUAGUCACAUGUUUGCUAUCGUUUUGGUUGUUAUUGGGACCAUAUUGAUUGAUUUUGAUGUAAAUACCGCACAAACACCAUGUAGGGCGUAUAUCUUAGAUGUAUCAAUCCCAGCUGAUCAUGCAAAAGUUCUAAGUAGUUUCACUGUAAUGGCUGGUCUUGGUGGCACUCUCGGAUAUGCGUUGGGGGGUAUCAAUUGGGAAACCACGUCCAUCGGUUCAUUUUUUGGAGGCAACAUGCAAACAGUAUUUGCAAUUGUUACUGUUUGGUUCUUGAUUUUUUCGUUUAUAACGUUAACAAGUUUCCGCGAGGUUCCACUACCAUUAAUGGAGAAGGACGAAUUGUUGAGACCACUUACUGCGGCAGCUAUAAAGAAGGAAUUGCAGAAGAAAAGUAAUGGAAUCGCAGCAAUAGAGACCAUGGUAUUAGAUCAAGAACCUAACAAGGAUGCCCUGGAGAGUCAAGUUGCAUUAGCUUCAGAAGAUUUUACUAUUGCCGGCUCUAUUCCAAACCUUACGGAAAAGCCAGUUGAGAACGGGAUCAUCGAGGAAGACGAAGAUGAAGAGAAAGUUAUAAGCUUAAGGGAGUAUAUGACCAGUGUGGUGAAAAUGCCAAAGGCAAUGUGGAUUCUUUGCCUCACUAAUGUUCUCUGCUGGAUGGCUGAUUUCUGUUAUUGCUUGUAUUUCACUGACUUCGUGGGAGAAACCGUAUUUCAUGGUUCGCCAACUGCUCCUCCAAAUUCAGAGCAAGCUAUUCUUUAUGAAGAAGGUGUUCGUUUCGGCUGCUGGGGGCUAGCAAUCUAUGCGCUCUCAUGUUCAGUUUACUCCUCGUUUAUUGAGAAACUUAUCAAGUGGCUCAAUACACGAGUCGUUUACACAGGCGGCAUUCUAGUGUUCUCCAUUGGAAUGGCCGUGUUAGCUCUGUGGCCAACGAAGAUUAGUGUAUUAGUAUUCAGCGCAGCAGCUGGAUCCAUCUACGCGACCAUGUUCACGAUGCCAUAUAUUCUGGUGGCUCAGUAUCACUCCCAUGGAUGUUUUAAGGUCAAAGACGGUCAGAAUGUCGAGAUGAAGAAACCACGCGGACUGGGUACUGAUAUUGCUAUAAUAAGCAGCAUGGCGUUUGUGGCUCAACUCAUAAUAUCCUUGGGAAUCGGAUCCGUGAUAUCCUUGCUGCAAUCAACAGCUGCUGUUUUAUACACAGCAACUACCCUCGGUAUAGCCGCUGCGUUAUGCUCGUUAAAAUGUUUGUAUUUAGCGUAACGAGUCACAAUCUGAAACAAAGCCUUAUUUUUAGUCACUAGGAAAAUUCAGAUUUGAUAUUCAUGUACUUAUGUGGAAAAGUAUUAAUUUAGUUGAAUAGUUUAUUUUUGUAGUAAAUAUAUUUAUAAAGAAAAUACUUUACUUCUGCGUCUU
This is a messenger RNA of Hermetia illucens (black soldier fly), 2654 nucleotides long. Its product is annotated as proton-associated sugar transporter A-like. Gene Ontology annotation, biological process: transmembrane transport. The transcript has 9 exons. NCBI's taxonomy places the organism in Eukaryota, Metazoa, Arthropoda, Insecta, Diptera, Stratiomyidae. Gene Ontology annotation, molecular function: sucrose:proton symporter activity. The record is from RefSeq and is a predicted model, not a curated record. The coding region runs from base 723 to 2501 and encodes 592 amino acids. Gene Ontology annotation, cellular component: membrane.